Messenger RNA from Morus notabilis, 1024 nucleotides. Its product is annotated as protein seele. The record is from RefSeq and is a predicted model, not a curated record. NCBI's taxonomy places the organism in Eukaryota, Viridiplantae, Streptophyta, Magnoliopsida, Rosales, Moraceae. The coding region runs from base 90 to 650 and encodes 186 amino acids. The transcript is spliced from 9 exons.
ACUUGAAAGAAGCGUGGGAAAAAGCACUGCACUUCAACAACAGAAAAUUGGAAACGUAAGAGAAGCAGACGAAGAAGAAGAAGAAGAAGAUGAUCUCCUCGUCAAUGCUGAUCAAGCUCCUUCUGAUUCUAUCCAUUUCAUCUGUCGCCUUCUCCGUCGAUGACAAGUGCGCCGCCUGCAACGCCGUCGCUGAGGAGCUGGAGCGAGGACUUUCUAAUGAAAAACCGAGGAAUCAUUUGGACAUGAGGCACCGCUUGGAUUCUACAGGUCAACGGAGAGGAAAGCUGAUCGAUUACAGAGUGAGUGAGCUGAGAGUUGUUGAACUUCUGGAGGGGCUUUGUGAAAAGAUGCAAGAUUACACUCUCCAGAAGCUAGAGCCAACCAGACAAGAGUGGAUCAAAGUGGAUAACUGGGACAACCUCACAAAUAAACAAGAAGCUCGAGCUUAUUCAAAAGAUAUAUCAACAUAUUGUGGAAGGUUGCUUGAGGAAACAGAAGAUGAGUUCGCAGAAUUGAUAAAGAACGGUUCUGUUAAAGUAGGAGAUGUAAGCAAGGUUUUAUGUCAAGACCUGAGUAAGCAUUGCAGCAAAACAGGUGGUUCUUAUGAGGACGAUGGCGACGACGAUGAUGAAUCAGAUGGAGAACUGUGAGUUUACCAAAUUCUUUUGCACUCCGCUGGAAACCAUAGUGUCGGUGAAAGAACUUGAUAGAAGGUCAAAGUUAGUAGGGAUUCUCAGAUUUAAAAAUGAGAAUUGCGUAAUUCCCACCAGCAAAUUUUUGAUCUUAUGCUUAAGUUUAUCAAAUCAAAUGUAUCAUUAUGUCAACUUAAUACGAGUCAAAGUAAACACAGUUUCUCUCUCCUUCCUUAAAACUAAAGAGAAGCGAACGAUUUAGUUAAUGCGUCUUCCGAUGUAUUCCAUGAAUUUAAUGCUCCUGGGUGAUUUUUCUCCCCUACCCAAUCAAAAAACGGAGAAAAAAAUAAAGCUUGGGAAAAAAUGGACAUUUUUUCCACACGACAUUCGAA